Drosophila bipectinata is the source of this 2668-nucleotide messenger RNA. It is a transcript of the gene l(2)dtl, whose product is annotated as WD40 domain-containing protein denticleless. Gene Ontology annotation, biological process: proteasome-mediated ubiquitin-dependent protein catabolic process; mitotic G2 DNA damage checkpoint signaling. NCBI's taxonomy places the organism in Eukaryota, Metazoa, Arthropoda, Insecta, Diptera, Drosophilidae. The record is from RefSeq and is a predicted model, not a curated record. Gene Ontology annotation, molecular function: protein-macromolecule adaptor activity; protein binding. Gene Ontology annotation, cellular component: nucleus.
GGUCACACUGUCCAAAGGUCCAGCUGCGUCGUUGAAAUUUUUUCGAUGCCUCUUCGGUUUGUUUUAUUUCAAAGGAAAUAGCAAGAAUUACAAGUUAAAACUUAGUUCUUAAGACACAGACGCCGAGCCGGCAAGAAAAUGAAUAUAUACACAAAGCUGCGCGCCCGGGAGCAUGGUUUCGGAAAUGAACGUACCUACGACUUUGCCCUGCGGCGCCUUUCCGUGGCCAAGGAGGACAGCUGGAGAGGCAUUGCCCCGGCGAGCUAUUGCCCGGACUUCAAUCCAGAGCCACCAAUCUUCUCAGCCAAGUUUGCCAACUGUGACCGAUACCGCCACAUUCUUGCGAUAGCCAACGAGGAUGGUAAGAUCACGCUGCAGGACACUACCAAGCGGAAUCUCGAACCGGAGGAGCAGUCGUUGGCUGGUCCGCAAUGCCACUUCAAUGCUGUUUUCGACCUGGAAUGGGCACCUGGCCAGAUGCGCUUCGUUUCCGCCUCAGGUGACCACACAGCCAGACUGUGGGAGGUGUCUGGAUCUGGGAUUCGUGGCCUCAAUUCCUAUGUAGGUCACACGCGAUCCGUAAAGUCGGCGGCUUUCAAGCGCACAGAUCCCGCCGUUUUUGCCACUGGAGGACGUGAUGGCGCUAUACUCAUCUGGGACAUAAGAGCCAACCUCAAUGUGGACCUCACCUCGCGCGUGGACAACUGCAUCUACAGUGGACACACUGGUGGACCUGGCACUCCGGUGUCUCAGCGGAAGCAGCGUACGCGAACGCCCAAAAUGGCAUCGGGAACUACGUCGAGUAGCAUCACUGGCUUGGCCUUUCAGGAUAACGAUACUCUGAUCUCUUGUGGUGCUGGUGAUGGAGUGAUCAAGGUGUGGGAUCUGCGUAGAAACUAUUCCGCUUACAAAAAGGAACCGCUGCCACGCCACAAGCUGCCCUAUGCGGGACAAUCCACCUUCCGGGGAUUCACCAAUCUGAUCGUGGAUGCGGCGAGUACCCGACUGUAUGCCAAUUGCAUGGACAACACCAUCUACUGCUACAACUUGGCUUCGUAUUCGCCUCGACCCCUGGCAUGCUAUAAGGGACUUCUCAACUCGACGUUCUACAUUAAGUCUUGUCUGAGUCCGGAUGGGAAAUAUUUGCUGAGCGGAAGCAGCGAUGAGCGGGCAUAUAUAUGGAAUCUGGAGCAUGCCGAGGAGCCGCUGGUGGCUCUGGCCGGGCACACUGUGGAGGUGACAUGUGUGGCCUGGGGCUCCAGUCACGACUGCCCUAUUGUCACCUGCAGCGAUGAUGCCCGCCACAAGAUUUGGCGCAUUGGGCCGGAUUUGGACGGGCUCAGUGAAUCGGAGCGAGCGGAGAAGUACCGCGGAACUGCCUCCUAUGUCAGGGAAUUCGGUAGAAAAACAACUGCUCCAUCCAGUGGUAAUCAUAAGUACAAUCUUCGCGAUCUGGAAUCCACUCCGAGGUCACUGAAGCGUCUGAUGGAUCAGAACGAGCGCACACCGGGCUCCGUGGAAAAGGUAACGACGAAGAGAUCGUUCCUAGACAUGUUAGGUGUUGCUGGAGGCGAAGCUGAUGCCACGGACCAGCCGCAGAAACGAGCGAAGCCUCUUGAGUCGCGUGGCAGGAGACUUUUCGGGCCAUCUACCCAGGAGAACACCUGCCGACAUAUCCAGCUGCAAGCCAUAAACGAGGAGGAGGCCUCUCCCAGUAAGUUCCAGAAAGAGAACGCCGCAGCCGAAGAUGUGUCGCCACUGCCCAAGCUCCUGAAUACGCCGAAUCACUCACCUUUGAGUGAAAAUGUGAAUCAUAUGUAUACCUCCCCGCCCACAACGUCAGCUGCAGCAGCGGCGGCAGCUGCAUCAGCAGCUGGAGAAGUUUCCGCCAGUCCAGCGCCCCUUUCCGCCGUUAUCUUCUCACCCACCUCCAACCUCCCCAACUACGUGUUGGACGGCGAAGCCCCCCAUUUGGGAAUCAUGUCUCCAAAGCGCAAGGCCAAGGAGAAGGUGGACUGGCUGACGAAUAUUCGGAAGCAAAAGUUGAUGAACGGUCGGGCCCAUGUGACGCUCAGCGAUAAGAUCAACGAAGAGCAGCAGGCCGAUGUCCUUGCCUCGCCACGGCUGCAGAGCCUUCGGCAGUCAGAGUGCAGUCCCCGUCUCCAGGCAACUCCCCGUCGUCGCAUAUCCCACACGGACGGUAGUGGUGGAACUCCCGUCAGCAGCUCCACCCAUUCCCAAACCCAGCCUAGAACUCCCACAUCCAGUCGGAGAAAUAGCGAGACGACUCUCCUGCGAUUCUUCAGUAUUCAAAGAAGUAGUAGUGUGCCAGCGGAGGACAGUACACAACGAACGGAAACAGCUCCCUCGUCACCAAACCUUCCGGAUGUUGCUGCUCCCGUGGCCACGCCUCACACUCUACACACACCCACCACGACCACGGUGGGCAGCGAUUGACACGGGAUCCCGAGCCCCCAUCUUUUCGUUUCAAUUCAAUGGGACUCUGUUUUCCGACACCAAUAUUGCACUUGUAGUUUUAACCGGACAUUGUUUAAGUUAUUUUAUGUAGAUCGUAGGUCGCAUAUUUUGUGGAGGGAGUUGGUAACCAACUUCGAGGUCCAUUUGUACAAAGCCCAUACAAAAAAAAGACUAAUGUAUCCAAACAAAA